UGCUUCAAUUCAAACGCGAAAAAUAUGGAUACACCUCGAGCCAAGCCGAAACAACAAUCCCGUUCGAAACGUGCGGAUCUCAAGUUCCCGGUCGCGCGAGUCCAUCGGCAGCUACGGAGCGGCAACUAUGCCGAACGGAUCGGCGCCGGUGCCUCCGUGUAUUUGACGGCCGUAAUGCAGUACGUAACGAGCGAAAUACUCGAACUAGCCGGAAACAACGCCCUGAACAGCGGCAAGAAACGGAUCAUCCCUCGGCACGUGCUGUUGGCCAUUCAGCUCGAUGCCGAGCUGAAACGGGUUCUGACGAAUGUGACCAUUCCGCAGAGUGGCAUUGUGCCCCAGUUACAAGCAUUGAUUAACCUCCCUAAAGCU
Sabethes cyaneus is the source of this 372-nucleotide messenger RNA. Its product is annotated as histone H2A-beta, sperm-like. The record is from RefSeq and is a predicted model, not a curated record. Gene Ontology annotation, molecular function: protein heterodimerization activity; structural constituent of chromatin; DNA binding. Lineage: Eukaryota; Metazoa; Arthropoda; Insecta; Diptera; Culicidae. The transcript has 2 exons. Gene Ontology annotation, cellular component: nucleosome. The annotation marks the transcript as partial.